AUGAUUUCUCUAUCGACUGGAGGAACUCAAACCUCAGGCGGCCUCGGUUCAAAUUACACUGGAUAUUACGGUGGAUUUGGGUACGGAGGAGAUUGCCGUAACCCGUACCACGGUAGUGGUGGUGGCUCUGGCUACUACGGUGGUGGAAGCGGUGGUAUGGCAUCUAGCCAAGUUACAAGUGGUUCGGGAGGUUCUUCGUACGUUUCAGGUUACAAAGGAUGCAGAGCCAUCGCACGAAGAUCCACCGAAAAUAAUAUUGAUCAUGAAGAUAGCUCUAUCCAUUAUUCGGGAAUAACCUUUUACCACCCAGAGAUCUUAGAUGGAAAGGCAGAAAUUCCAUGUCCAGACCCAGCUAGUUCAAAUUCAUGCACAGAAAGAGGUCAUUAUGGUAAUGGAUAUGCUCGCAUUACUGUACUUGAGCAGCAUGAUCCUAUAACUAUAAUGCAGUGUAGUCCAAUGCUAUAUUAUGCAUCAAUAGCUAUGUUCAAUUUGAUUAUUAUCUCAUAA
Trichomonas vaginalis G3 is the source of this 507-nucleotide messenger RNA. Its product is annotated as glycine-rich protein family. The record is from RefSeq and is a predicted model, not a curated record. Bases 1 to 507 code for a protein of 168 amino acids. NCBI's taxonomy places the organism in Eukaryota, Parabasalia, Trichomonadida, Trichomonadidae. The transcript has a single exon.